UCAAGCAAUUAUCCUGCCUCAGUCUCCUGAGUAGCUGGGAUUACAUGUGUGCGCCACGAUGCCUGGCUACUUUUUUUGUAUUUUUAAUGGAGACGAGGUUUCACCAUAUUGGCCAGGGUGGUCUCAAACUCCUGACCUCAAGUGACCUGCCCGCCUCGGCCUCCCAAAGUGCUGGGAUUACAGGUGUGGGCCACUGUGCCUAGCCCCAUCUGUUCUCAAGCACUCCUGGCUGCCCCAUUUCCUGACCACUGCCCUCCAUCCCAUUAUCUCCCCAGUUUCCUUUGUUGCCUGGGUUCCAAUUCUGGUAUCCUGGUUCCUGACCCUGCCAGAGUUCUGGUUCUGGAAGGCCUCCCACAGGUGCCUUGGGCCUAGCUCUCACCUGGACCCAGGGCAACACUGAAGACAUGGGCAAGAGCAUCCCCCAAUACCUGGGGCAACUGGACAUCCGCAAAAGUGUAGUCAGCCUGGCCACAGGCGCCGGAGCAAUCUACCUGCUCUACAAGGCCAUCAAGGCCGGCAUAAAAUGCAAACCACCACUCUGUAGCAACUCACCCAUCUGCAUCGCCCGUGAGUGUCUGGGCCCUGGGGAGAGGGCUCUGCCCCAGGAGGCACCGGCUCCCGAGGCCUCUGCUGUGGGAGGGCCCAAAGGCCUGGCAGUCGAGCGAGAGCGGCACGGGCGGGACUCAGGUGAGCUCCGGAGGCUCCUCAACUCUUUGGAGUGCAAACAGGAUGAGUACGCCAAGAGCAUGAUCCUGCACAGUAUCACUCGCUGUGUGUACUUGCUGGAGGCUGAGGCCUCUGCUUGUACUACGGAUGACAUCGUGUUACUGGGCUACAUGCUGGAUGACAAGGACAACAGUGUCAAAACCCAAGCUCUGAAUACACUUAAAGCUUUCUCUGGCAUCAGAAAAUUCAGGCUCAAAAUCCAGGAACACUCCAUCAAAGUACUCGAACUGAUCUCCACCAUCUGGGACACGGAACUGCACAUCGCGGGCCUCAGACUCCUCAACAACCUUCCGCUGCCCGACUAUGUGCAUCCACAGCUGCGACGGGUGAUGCCUGCCUUGAUGGAGAUACUGCAGUCAGACUACAUCCUGGCACAGGUGCAAGCUGUACGACUGCUGAGCUACCUGGCACAGAAGAAUGACCUUCUCUAUGACAUUCUCAACUGCCAGGUUCACUCCAACUUCCUAAACCUGUUCCAGCCCACACAGCCAGGGAGUCUCCUGUAUGAGGUACUGGUGUUUGCUGAGCGGCUGAGUGAGGGCCGGAACGCACCCCACUACCGCGCGGUGAAAUGGCAUUACAACGAACAGUCCCUGAGUGAAUCCCUCUUUGGGGAAGAGUCCCGACUGGCAGACCGACUGCUUGCCCUGGUCAUCCACCCUGAGGAGGAUGUUCAGAUCCAGGCCUGCAAGGUCAUUGUUAGCCUGCAGUAUCCCCAGGACUUGAGAGCCCGGCCCUCCUCCUGCCAGCCCAGUUGUUCCUACUUUAAAAACACGGAAUAAAAUUAAGGAGAGCCAAUAAAUGAGUAUGG
Molecule: messenger RNA, 1537 nt
Organism: Symphalangus syndactylus (siamang)
Lineage: Eukaryota; Metazoa; Chordata; Mammalia; Primates; Hylobatidae
Gene: ARMC12
Product: armadillo repeat containing 12
Cellular component (GO): nucleus
Source: RefSeq, a predicted model, not a curated record